CGCUAAGUACGAAUUCCAUUUCAUCUGAACUGAAAGGCAAUAAAAUGGCAAUGCCAAGCAUUAGGUUUUGCAGCGUUCGUAAGAUACAGCGGAUCUCAUUGGACUCCGUAUUGCUAAGACAGCAGCGGAGUCAUUAUUCAAGCAGCUCUGCCCAAGCUCCUUGUGUCGCAGUCUUGUUUCAAGCAAUCGGCCCGCCUAUCAUUAACGGCGUCCGCAAACCUCGCAAACCAGGAGGUUACCAGGAUCCCGGGGCCGACGUCGCCUACACUUUACAGCAAAAGGGUAUCAAGGUUAUAACACGCAGCAAAUCGCCAUCUGUAUCAGCCGACGAAGGCUGGGUUUUUCCUGAUACCGAAGAAGGUAUCUUUUCUGCAGUACAACAAGGAGCAACACAUCUGUGGGCAAAUACAAUCUUAUUUGGUUCACAUCCACUUCAAACCUCAAGCAAGCUCGACCCUCUAGCAUCAAAAAUUUAUGUGGUUGGACAACCACCUAGCUUGGUGGAAAAUUUCGAUGACAAAUCAUAUCUAAAUAAUAAAUUACGUGAACUUGGCAGCCUUAUUUUCCCAUCCUCAUGGAUGGUGACAUCCGAGAAUCUGCCCGAGGUCAUUCAGAAAAUUCACAAAUAUCCGAUUGUCGGAAAACCGGUGCGAGGUCGCGGUAGUCAUGGCGUGAAAGUAUGCCAUAACCCACUUCAAUUACAAAAUCACGUUGAGAGUCUUCUCUCUGAAUCUCCUGUCGUUAUGCUCGAAGAGUUUCUAGCUGGAGAAGAGGCAACAAUCACUGUCAUGCCUCCAACCCCAACUCUACCUCUAUAUUGGAGUAUGGUUCCGGUAAGGAGACUCAAUCACGAUAAUGGGAUCGCCCCAUAUAAUGGAGUGGUUGCGGUGGCUGCAAACUCCAGGGUCGUAUCAGACGACGAGUUCAAGGAUCCUGCUUACGAGAACAUCAUGCGUCAGUGUGAAGCUGUGGCUGAAAUAAUCAGGGCCACAGCACCGAUACGAGUGGAUGUGCGUCGAUUCAAGGAAGGUUCGGAGUUUGCUCUUUUUGAUAUCAACAUGAAACCUAACAUGACAGGCCCCGGACGCCCAGGACGUGAUGAUCAGGCCAGCCUUACUGCUAUUGCAGCGGCUGCAAUGGGCUGGGACUAUGGCACUCUCCUACAGAAUAUUCUUGAAGGAGCUCAGCCACUAAACGCCUUUAGAAGCUAUCGUACUCCAUUUUAAAGCAUUCACUAGCGAUUUUAAAUGCAUCAAUAGAUAGAUAUUAUUCAGUGCACUUGGAUUAUGACCAAUAUCUUUAUUAAAAGGUACUCUUGUUGAUUUACGAUAACUAAUCAAUGCUUUCAAUCACAAACUGGUGCAAAUUCAGAACCAGAAGUUGAUGUAGAAUAUGGCUAUUAUAGAGGAA
Molecule: messenger RNA, 1410 nt
Organism: Talaromyces proteolyticus
Lineage: Eukaryota; Fungi; Ascomycota; Eurotiomycetes; Eurotiales; Trichocomaceae
Exons: 3
Coding region: 45-1226 (393 amino acids)
Biological process (GO): peptidoglycan biosynthetic process
Molecular function (GO): metal ion binding; ATP binding; D-alanine-D-alanine ligase activity
Source: RefSeq, a predicted model, not a curated record